Messenger RNA from Epinephelus lanceolatus (giant grouper), 5725 nucleotides. RefSeq names its product cysteinyl-tRNA synthetase 1 (gene cars1). Gene Ontology annotation, biological process: cysteinyl-tRNA aminoacylation. Gene Ontology annotation, molecular function: cysteine-tRNA ligase activity; ATP binding. Gene Ontology annotation, cellular component: cytoplasm. The record is from RefSeq and is a predicted model, not a curated record. NCBI's taxonomy places the organism in Eukaryota, Metazoa, Chordata, Actinopteri, Perciformes, Serranidae.
CCCGCUCUCAGGUCCGAACACAGUGGUUCCGGUUCCUACUGUUAGUAUAUAGCACCCGGGUUCUUCUUCCGGACACGUUAUUGUUGCAUCAGCAUCCAACCCUGCAGCACUAUGGCUAUGUCGACCUCAGCAGAGACAGCGAAGGGAAAGCGGGUUCAGCCCCCCUGGUCUCCACCAGCAGGAACAGAUGUUCCCCAACUUAAACUGUACAACAGUUUGACGAGAGCGAAGGAGCUGUUUGUUCCCCAGAAAGGGAACAAGGUGACUUGGUACUGCUGCGGGCCGACAGUGUACGAUGCCUCACACAUGGGACACGCCAGGUCCUACAUUUCCUUUGACAUCCUGCGAAGGAUCCUGAAGGACUACUUCAAAUACGACGUCCUCUACUGCAUGAACAUCACAGACAUAGAUGACAAAAUCAUCAAGCGAGCCCGACAGAACUACCUCCUGGACCAGUACAAGGAGAAGCAGCCGCAAGCUGCUCAGAUCCUGCAGGACGUCCUGAGCGCCAGAGAGCCCUUCCGGGUCUACCUGGCUUCAACGACGGACCCUGAUAAGAAGCAGAUGCUGGAGAGGCUGGACGUUGCUGUGACCGCCGCUCUGCAGCCCCUGCAGGCAGCGAUGGAGGGCAAAGCAGCAGAUGAGGUCGUACAACCUCUGGCCCAGGUGCUGUUGGAGAACUCCAAGGACCUGCUGUCUGACUGGUUGGACAAGAAGUUUGGAAGUCAAGUCACAGAGAAUUCAAUCUUCUCCAUCCUCCCGAAAUUCUGGGAGGGAGAGUACCAUAAGGACAUGGAGGCUCUGAAUGUUCUUCCUCCAGACGUUCUCACUCGAGUCAGUGAAUACGUACCGGAGAUUGUGGAGUUUGUGGAGAAGGUCAUCUCGAAUGGUUACGGGUAUGAAUCAAACGGUUCUGUGUACUUCAACACUGCAAAGUUUGACACCAGUCCACAGCACUCGUACGCCAAACUGGUGCCAGAGGCGGUCGGAGAUCAGAAGGCUUUACAAGAGGGAGAAGGAGACCUGAGCAUCUCUGCUGACAGGUUAAGUGAGAAAAGGUCCCCCAAUGACUUCGCUUUGUGGAAAGCCUCCAAGCCUGGAGAACCUUCAUGGGACUCUCCAUGGGGAAAGGGAAGGCCGGGCUGGCACAUCGAAUGUUCGGCCAUGGCCGGCUCGAUCCUGGGAGCGUCCAUGGACAUCCACGGUGGGGGGGUCGACCUUCGAUUCCCCCAUCACGACAACGAGUUGGCUCAGUCUGAGGCUUUCUUUGAGAACGACCACUGGGUCAGAUACUUCCUGCACACCGGACACCUGACCAUCGCCAGCUGCAAGAUGUCCAAAUCUCUGAAGAACUUCAUCACUAUUAAAGACGCUCUGGCAAAGAACACAGCUCGUCAGCUCCGUCUGGCCUUCCUGAUGCAUUCCUGGAAAGACACCCUGGACUACUCUUCCAACACGAUGGAGUCUGCCGUUCAGUACGAGAAGUUAAUGAACGAGUUCUUCCUGAACGUGAAAGACAUCAUGAGAGCUCCGACUGACAUCACCGGGCGCUUUGAGAAGUGGGAGGCAGCAGAGGUGGAGCUCAACGACAGUUUCUACGACAGGAAGGCAGCCGUCCACGAGGCGCUGUGUGACAACGUGGACACUCGCACCGCCAUGGAGGAGAUGAGAGUGCUGGUCAGCCAGAGCAACACCUACAUCGCUGGCAGGAAGGCCGCCAAGCUGAGGCCCAACCGCAUGCUGUUGGAGAGUAUCGCCGUGUAUCUGACCAACAUGAUGAAGAUAUUUGGUGCCAUUGAAGGAUCGGAGCCCAUCGGGUUCCCAGUCGGAGGACAAACUCAGAACAUUGAUCUGGAGAGCACGGUGAUGCCGUACCUCUCAGUGUUGUCAGACUUCAGAGAGGGAGUCCGAAAAAUUGCCCGGGAGCAGAAAGUGAUGGAGCUGCUGCAGCUGUGUGAUGUCAUCCGUGACGAUACGUUGCCGGAGCUGGGGGUCCGUCUGGAAGAUCAUGAAGGUCUGCCCACUGUGGUGAAACUGGUGGACAAGGAGACAUUACUGAAGGAGCGAGAGGAGAAGAAACAGAUGGAAGAAGAGAAGAAGAGGAAGAAGGACGAAGCUGCGAAGAAGAAAGAGGAACAAGAGAUGGCCAAACUGGCGAAGAUGAAGGUUUCUCCAAGUGAAAUGUUCCUCACAGAAACCGACAAGUAUUCCAAAUUCGACGAAACGGGUUUCCCCACUCACGAUGUGGAAGGGAAGGAGCUGAGCAAAGGACAAGCCAAGAAGCUGCGCAAACUCUACGAGACCCAGGAGAAACUUCACAACGAGUAUCUGCAGAUGGACCAGAACGGAAACUGAGUGUCUUUACAAACUGCCGAGCCAUCCACCGUACACAGAACAUACAGAAUAAAUGUCAAGGCCAGAGAUGCUGAGUCAGCCUUUGUCUCCUCUUUAUCUGUUUCGGACCAGAAAACAACUUUUUUUUUUCUCAGUUAAUUUCAGAAUGACGGUUAAAAUCUUCAUAACCAAAGUCCACACAUCGUUUAUCAAAGUGAGGAUGAUGAAGUCGAGGGGAGCAUGAGUGAAGGAGACUUCCUCCUUGUUCUGUUUCUCCACAAUAGUUUUAUGAUGAGACAGUGAAGCAGAGCGCUAACUCAUCAGCGCUCUGCUUCACUGUCUCCAGAUGUUUUAUAGAUGUUUGACUGCAACUCUGUAGCACUGCCAGUCGGUUAAAAGAGUACAUUUAUUUCUUACUGUGUGUUUUAAACUUACUACGAGUUAAAGGCGUCAUGUAGGAUAAACCUCCAGUCUGCACAGACGGGUGACACGUUAAAGGAAAAAACAAUACUUAGACGUUCCAACACGGAACAGCUCCAGAGCUUCAUGUCUCUGAGCUCUGCUGGAGGGAUGAACAUCGAUCUCCUAAAACAUGUUUCCACAUUUAGCAUUUGAUUUACAAAACCUCCGACAGGUGCUGAGUCUCGUUUGAAGGCUCCAACAAUGAUUCUCAUACUCAUUAUAAAAGCCCUCAGUGUUUGAACACAUCUGCAUUCCUUAUGUUUCCUCGUUUAUUCUGAUUUUUCUUUCAUCUGUCGCCUGUCUGUAGCUGUGUGUAGAGAUUUUAAUUGGCUGAAGGUGUUCGAGCUGCAACUAAUUGUGUUUUUAUUAUCAAUUAAUUUGGCAAUUAUUUUCUCGGUUUGAUUAAAAACAUAAAAAAUGCACGUUGUUAUAUAAUUUCCCAAAACCAAAAAGUAUAUAUAUAUUAUUAGUUUGUUAGUUUCAGUCCUUGUUAACAAUUUUCCAAAAGUCAUGCACAUUGUAAAGAACAAGUAACAUCCAGGGAUUCAAUUAAAAAAGGAAAAAAUGCAGAAAAUAAAAUAAUAAGAUAACUGAAGCUUAUUAUCCAAAUCCUUUCUACUCAGCAUAUUCUCAUAAUUAACUCAUUUACUGUUAGGCUGAAGGUAUGCAAAAAAAAACUCCAAACAUAUUCAGUUUACUGUCACGUAUUAUCGGAGAAGCUGAACCAGCAAAUAUUCAGCACCUUUGCCUGAAAAAUUACUCAAACAGUUCACCAAUUUUGGAAAUUGUUAGUCCAUCAGUCAGUGGACUAACUGUUGCAGCUCCAGAACACAGGUUUGGACUAGUAUUGAAUCUGUCGCGACAGUUUUUGUGGAGUUGACAUUUUUGUGAUUUUUUUUUUUCCCUCUGUUUCUUUAUACAACCAUUUAAAUUUGCCACUGAAAAAAAUAUAAAUAAAAAAUAUAAACCUUUUAUUUAAAAAAAAAAAAAGCUUUUAGUUCAGUUAACUUUUAUUUUUAUGGACUCUCACAAAAUGCAAAUCGGUAUCAGCUGAUAUGAGCAGAAAAAUAACAGGUGAUUGUAAUUAAACAAAUUUGCUGCCGCUUGAUGCAGAAAUAAAAAUAACCCAGUCACUAGAAUAAAUAUCAGCAUUGUGCGUUUCUGCAAACCACAUGUACGUAUGUAUACAUUAUUAUGUAGCACAGGGACGUGAAACGUUUGAGCAGUGGUUCCCAACUAGUCCAGAUUUCUCUUUUGUCAUUCGUUUUAGGUCCACACAGUUUAAUAUAUUCAGCGUCAUACUUCAGCAGCAAGUUGAACAAUGCGUUGCAGAGGCUUUUCCACCCCGACCAGAACACAGCUCUCUGAUGUAACAAUGAAUAUUGACUGUGACCAUGUUUGAAGAUAUUAAACAUUGUGCAGAAUAUUGCCAAUCAGCAGCUUCAGUUCAAAAGAAUUUGUAUCAGGAAAUGUUUGGAUAAAUGCACGUGUCAUGACAGAGAGGAGCAGACUGAGUGAACGUGGAAAAACUGAGACACACUGUUGAGUUUGCACUUAAUUUUCUUAAGAUGUCUCAGGCUGUUCAUCUGUUUUGUAAAAGGAUGAAUGUCGACAGAAUGUACUUUAAUUCUUUACACAAAAAAGGGAAAAUAUUGGAGCUGAUGUUACCUUUAGGUUACUGUGCGAUUGUUUCAAUGGUCCAAGCCAUCUGAAAUCAAAUCGUUGGUGUUUGUGGCCCAUGACCUAAAAUAAGUUUGACACCCCUGAUGUAGCGAGUGUGUUGAAACUUUACAUCUCAGCAACACUCCGGUCAACGUGUGGUAACGUUCAGGCAAAAACAUAACCUCAGGAUGUGGUUAAAAGAUGCUGAUUUGGCUUAAAAUACCUGCUUCUAGUGGCACAACCUCUCCUGGAGAAACUACAACAGGUCGCUAAUAAACACCCACAUUUGGUGACUAAAAAGUAGCCGGACACGCAGCAAUGAAUCACAAGUGCUUCUCUUGUUUGUCGGUCUGCAGCCCGUCAGGCAUCUCCCAGCUGUCACACCAUCCACCCUCCACCUCCUCAUGACACAGUCAGCUCAUACACCACAUCACUUAAGAGAUAUGUAUGAGACGUACAGAUGUAUUAGUGCUCUGCAGAAACGUACAACGCCAUAUUUUCCUCUGGUGACCAAACUAUUAAAGACCAUCAGUGAAUCGUUGGCUAAACUUGAUGAUGAUUCCUUCACACUCAAAUCUACCUGACAAAUACUGAACGAGCUGUCAUAUACUUUCCUGUAUCACUGAUAUUUGAUAUUUACCAGCUACUGUAUAAGAGAUUCUCUGUACCUCAAAGAUUUUAGGUUUUUUUAUUUCCAGUGUUUUUUGGUUCAUUCCUUGUUUGAGUUCCAUGAUGUGUACGCUUACCAGUUGUGCACAGUUUUUGAGGACACAGCUGUUGAUGUUCUGAAAAGACCAAAACCAACAGUGUCAGUUUGUCUCUCGACACUCUGACUCCUCGACUGUGUUACUGUCACUCAGCCUCAAACCCAUCAAUUCCUACUCACUGAAAUAUUUAGAAACAGUUCACAAAUAUAUCGUCUCAUUCACAUUUGUAGGGGACUAUUUUCAUUUCAUUUCUUUUCAUUGAAUUUAUUAACAACAGUAAAAAUACAUAAUGUCACCAGAUUUAUCUUUUAACUCUGUGCAGCUGUUUUUAUCAUCGUCCUGGUGAAAUAUAAUCCUCUCUCCACGUGGCCUCGAGCGAAACCACACAAAGAGGAACUUUUUAUUAUCCAGCCGUCCAUUAGGCUCCUGUGUUUUGUACUGUUUGUGUGAUGCAGUUUCAUGGUCAUGUGAAGGCGCAGCAGAUGAGAUGCUCAAAUAAAAAAGAGACCAUAAAUGCUACUGAUUUCCUUUUAAUAAAUAAAAUUGGUCAUUGUAAACUC